AUGAUAUUUACGAUUUUUUCGUGUCGUGCGGUGGUUACGCUCGUCGCGUCCUGUCUAUUCCAUUCGCAUGUCGUGAACGUCGCAGCGCUGAAGAUAGGCAUAGGUGCCGUUAGGGUGUCAAGCGGGCCUGUAGCUGACGACGCAGGGUGCACUGGCAGCUUCUUAUGCGUCAGAAGUAGCACUGACGAGCGUGGUGCUCAGGCAGCUCCAACAAGUGGUGCUGCUACCUACUUCGUGCCGCCGAGUUCAGCAGGAGCCGCGGCACCCCCGCCCAGCAACGAAGACACUACUGCGUUCAUGUAUGAUAGUUAUGGUACUACACCUUUCCCGCAUAACGACAGCCUGGGCUUACCGCGCAUACAUGACAUGUUACGCCAACAGCAGCAGCAGGAGUUUCUCCUCGACGAUCGCAGCGAUUUACUUGCUAGAAGGCUGCCCUGCUGCCGAAACGUCGUCGGAGAGAGGAAGAGGUCUACUCUUUGCUUCAUGGCCUGUCUGGCCGCAUCUCCGAUAUCCUUUUUCGGCGGUUUGGGAAUUUUGGACCACUUUCAUCCGGAGCAAACUAAAAAUCCAUUUUACAUACCGCGGUACCACAAAAAACAAUUCAAUGCAGAAGUGGCACGAGAAGACCAUGAUGACCAGGAAGACGGUGAAGGAGAAACCUGGAUGAAUGCCACUAGUGCCUUUUAUUCGGAAACAGCAGACGAGGCUCCACUGUCGACGGAACUCCAAGCGCAGAAAUCAGCAUCAAGUGCAAGUGGCCUGGAUUUGACACACCAUUGA
Messenger RNA from Amoebophrya sp. A120, 783 nucleotides. Lineage: Eukaryota; Dinophyceae; Syndiniales; Amoebophryaceae. The record is from the annotation of a GenBank genome assembly.